GCCGCCUGCCCCGCCCCCGUUGCCCCUGGCGGCUCUUUGUUGACUUCCGGGAGCUGGGGCGCGCGCUCUCCCGCGGAUGCCCGGAGCCGCGCCAUGGGGACCGUGGGGGCCGCCGACGAGGAGGACGGGGCGCAGCCUUAGACCGUGCAGAGCCGCCCCCGACAUGGGGGAGCCCGAGGAGCUGGUGCCCGAUUCAGGUGCUGUUUUCACUUUUGGCAAAAGCAAGUUUGCAGAAAAUAUUCCCAGCAGGUUCUGGUUAAGAAAUGACAUACCUGCAUAUCUGUCAUGUGGAGAUGAACAUACUGCUCUUGUAACAGGAAAUAAUAAACUUUACAUGUUUGGCAGCAACAACUGGGGUCAGUUAGGAUUAGGAUCAAAGACAACAAUCAGCAAGCCAACUUGUGUUAAAGCUUUAAAACCCGAAAAAGUAAAGUAUGCUGCAUGUGGAAGGAACCAUACCUUGAUAUACACAGAAGAAGGGAAGGUAUAUGCAGCUGGAGGUAAUAGUGAAGGGCAGUUGGGACUUGGUGACACUGAAGAAAGAACUACUUUUCACCUAGUCAGCUUUUUUACCUCCCAGUACAAGAUUAAACAGCUCUCUGCUGGAUCCAACACUUCAGCUGCACUAACUGAGGAUGGGGACCUUUUUAUGUGGGGUGACAAUUCUGAAGGGCAAAUUGGUCUAGCAGAUGAAUCUAACGUGUGUGUCCCUUGUCAAGUGGUCGUUGGAAAACCUAUCUCCUGGAUCUCUUGUGGAUAUUACCAUUCAGCCUUUGUAACUACAGAAGGUGAACUCUAUACAUUUGGAGAACCAGAGAAUGGAAAGUUAGGUCUGUCACCUGAGCAACUGAAAAAUCAUAGAAUUCCCCAGUUGGUUCUUGGAAUUCCUGGGAAGGUGAAUCAAGUGGCUUGUGGUGGAGGGCAUACAGUAGCAUUAACAGAGGAAGAAGUAUAUACGUUUGGCCUUGGACAGUUUGGUCAAUUAGGUCUUGGCACUUUUAUAUUUGAAACCUCAGAACCAAAGGCUAUUAAACAUCUUCAGAAUCAGAAAAUACAGUAUAUUGCAUGUGGGGAAAACCAUACAGCUUUAAUAUCAGAUACAGGCCAUAUGUAUACUUUUGGAGAUGGUCGACAUGGAAAAUUAGGACUUGGACAGGAAAAUUUUACUAAUCAAUUUGUACCCACGUUGUGCUCUAAUUUUUUGAAAUUUAUAGUCCGUCUGGUUGCUUGUGGUGGAUGCCACAUGUUAGUUUUUGCUACCCCAAGGCUCAACAAAUCCGAAGAAAUUACGGAAGAAAAAGUAAACGAUAGUGGCUUGACUGUAGUUUCUUCUCUUGGUGAUGAUCCGCCUUCAGGAAAUACCUUGCAGAGAACAUUAUCUGCAAGGUCACGGAGAAGAGAAAGGGAAAAUUCACCAGAACAGCAUGGUCGAAUGAUAAGAACUCUCCCCCCACUGGAAGUUCCUUUUAAACCACCAGUGCAUGCCUCCAGUACAGUCUCUCUCAAGUUCCCAGGAAACAGUUGUCCCGAUGCAAAUACAAGUAAUGAAAAUGACACCCUACAAUUAGCUGAAGAAGAUGAACCAGUUGAAGAGAAAGAAAAAAUUAGUUCUUCAGCAGAAGAGUCAGAACCUGAAGACGAUCAGACAAGUCUUGGAGACACUACUGAUGUUCUAAAUAUGACACAUAUGAUGAGCCUGAAUCCCAGUGAUCAGUCUUUAAGAUUGUCACCAAUUCAAAAACAAAAGAAUCUUGAAACGACCGAGGAACAGAAGAAACUUGAAUCUUAUUCUGAAAGCAAUUCAGAGACCAAAUGUGAAAAAGUUAGUGGAGUUGAAGAGAUGUCAGAAACAAGCAAAGAGAGGCAGACACAGGAUGAGUCUUUGGAGGAGGAGGUGUUUGUGAAGGAAGCAACAGUAGCUAUGUCUCUUUCAGCUGAGCUUAUAAAUAGUGAUCCAGACCAGUUUGUACCAGAAGCAAAUCCUGUUGAAGAAAUUUCAGAGAAAGAGACACUUAAAAGUGAAGAUGAGUUAAUAAAUACUGAUGAGAGCUGUUAUUACAAAGGAGUUGAGGAGGAAAGUGAUGAAGUAAAUAUUCCGAAGAAUUUAGAAACAAUAGAAAUAGCUUCUGACAAUGAAAUAGAGCAAGACACAAGUCAGCAACUCGAAAUAGAAAUUCUGAAGGAUGAAGGAAAGGGAGGAGAGAACUUAGAAAGUAAUGAUAAUGAAUCCUCUGAUGGUCCACAGGAGCAAGACAAAAAGGAAGAACUUCCCCAGACUGAACCUAGUGAGACAAGUGAAGUUAAGAUUAAAGAUGAAGAAAAUGAAGGCUUUGUUGAAGAACUUUCAAAUGAGAAACAAGAUAAAACCUCUGACAAUGAAAAAGAAUCUUUAGAAGAGUCAGAAAGUAACAAGGAGGGUGAAAAUAAUAGUGAACAGGAUGUAGUUGAGAAUUUUAAGCAAUCUCAGUCAAAUGAGGAAUGUUAUGAUGAAGAAAAAGAAGAUAGUGAAAAGUUAGAUGACCAGCUGUGUAACCUAGAAGGUGGUGAACAAGAGAAUGAGGAACAGGCUGAGGAGGAAAAAAUAGAGGUAAAUGCUGAAGAUGAUGGUGGAGAUGGCCAAGUGAUAGAGACGCAGGAAGGAGAAAAGAUGUUGGAGGGAGGGGAGGAAGAGCAGGAAGAGGCAGAGGUAGAGGCAGAAGAGGAAGAGGAACACAAAGAAGCUUUGGUUUCCUUAGCUGAGGAAAAUAUGGCAAUAAAUGAAACAGAAGAGGAAGAAGCAGAGCAAGAGACAGGUGAAGGAGAGGAAAAUGCAGAGGAUCAAGAAGAGUUAAAUGAAGAAAGAGUGACACCAGAAACAGAAGACAGAGUCAUAGAAGAUAAUAAUGAACCUCCAUAUGAAGAGAAUAAAGAAAUGCAAAAGGAGGAAGAGGAUAUCAAACCAGAGAGCCACGACACAGCAGAAAUAGAAGGAACCAGUGAUACCAUGGCUGAAACCACUGAAAAGGAAGAAGAUAAAGUUGAGCAAGGCGAACAAGCCGUUCAGGAGUGCAAUGAAAACCAGAAAGGAAACACGAAUGAACGUAUGCCACACAAUCCAGAUGUCCCGGAAUAUUUUAUAGUAGUACCAAAUAGAUUUCUUAAAAAAUCACGAAUGGUUUCUCUUUUUAAGAGGAAGUCAUUAUCAGGUCAAAAAAAUGUGCAGAGUAUUCUUGAAGCAAAGCCUGUUGCUGAACCACUCGUAGUUGUUGAAGCGAGACCAAUAGGAGACCAAGCAAAUGUUGGGAAAGAGAGAAAAGAUGAAAACCAAAACCAUAUGGAACCUUCACCAGCUAAUCAGGACAGAAAGUCUAAGUCAUGUACAAUUCUAUAAAUACAUAUUUAUUGUUUGUGGUCUCCAAGCACAUGUUGCAAUUUAUACUUGAAAAUAAUUAUGACUUCUGAAAGAAAGUUGCUGAUAAUCAACUUUGUACUGUAAGUUAAUUGUUUUCUUGGGGUUUGGACAUUGUGACCAUGGUAUAAUGGUAUUUAUUUCUACUGAUAAUAUUAGUAUAAGAAGUACAUUCUGAAAAUCUUUACUAAAGUGUUGUGGCCUUAAUUGUUCAGUGUUGUAAUAAAAAUAUAUUUUUUUAUGUGAAAACUGAAUUCAGGCAUAUAAUAAUUUUUACUGAGCAAUUUUCACUUUAC
Molecule: messenger RNA, 3684 nt
Organism: Trichosurus vulpecula (common brushtail)
Lineage: Eukaryota; Metazoa; Chordata; Mammalia; Diprotodontia; Phalangeridae
Gene: RPGR
Product: retinitis pigmentosa GTPase regulator
Exons: 18
Coding region: 77-3370 (1097 amino acids)
Biological process (GO): ubiquitin-dependent protein catabolic process; protein ubiquitination; visual perception
Cellular component (GO): photoreceptor outer segment
Molecular function (GO): ubiquitin protein ligase activity
Source: RefSeq, a predicted model, not a curated record